Sabethes cyaneus is the source of this 5217-nucleotide messenger RNA. RefSeq names its product phosphatidylinositol phosphatase PTPRQ (gene Ptp52F). The transcript is spliced from 11 exons. Gene Ontology annotation, biological process: protein dephosphorylation. Gene Ontology annotation, molecular function: protein binding; protein tyrosine phosphatase activity. The record is from RefSeq and is a predicted model, not a curated record. The coding region runs from base 1 to 5217 and encodes 1738 amino acids. NCBI's taxonomy places the organism in Eukaryota, Metazoa, Arthropoda, Insecta, Diptera, Culicidae.
AUGUUCAUUGGAACUGUUUCGGAUGUCGAAGGAACAACAGUUGCUGGUUUGGACAGAUCGAACCGUUGUUCAACAGCCACAGUAGAAAACCUAAGCACGCAGCUGGUGGCCAAGGAUUCCGUAGAACUAAAUUGGACCGUGCCAGACGACGUUCUGUCAUGUGUGAAAAUUAUCGAAAUUUUCGUUGGUCGUCAGAAAAUUGCGAUCAGUAAAGAGUCAACUUCAUAUACAUUCAAGGAUCUCAAGCAGUGCCAACCUUUCGAGUUGGAUGUGCGAAUCGUAUCCGUUGACGGGACCGUAGGUCCCGCAAAGGAAGCUAAGUUUCCUGUCAUGAACACAAGUGUUACUUUUUUAUCCACAACCGAAGUGAAUAUCAGUUGGAACUUAUUACCGGAAGCGGUUGAGUGUUUGCAAAGUAUCACAGUGGUUGGUGAACAGUUCGAACGAACGGUGGAGCUGAAUGAAAAUGUUACUGUGUAUGAUUUAAAGACGUGUCAUAUCUAUCAUUUUGAUGUAAUAGCCAAGUUCAAGAACGGCAGAUCUUACAAAAUAGCUGUUGACGUAGAUAAUCGAGAUCAGUUGAGUGCCAACAUGUCAAUUUCGUCGGACCUCGUUCUUUGGACGUUCCCACGGGAAGCUUUCGAUUGUUUGGAAAGUUUUCUGAUUCGACAGGCGAUUCCGUUAAAACGGUUGAUAUCCGAAAAUAAUUACUUGUUAACAAACGAAAGCACAUCCGGAGAAUUUUCCUAUCAGCUCAUCGAUCAGGAUGAAAAGUGUGCGGCACGUAUUAUUACUAUCACACCUCAGUAUCGGUUAGGAAUUAGUGGCAGGCCAACGAGGAAUACUUUUAAACUAGCAGAAAUUGGUCCGUUGAAGUACGAAGAUGUGACAGUCGAAAAUGUGCAGGGGAGAAAAGUGAUGGUAUCCUGGAAGAAACCCACCCUAAACGGUGAAUGUGCCAAGCAAUACAGAAUAUCCUAUUUGGAUCAGACAGUUUGGGUGGAUGCUAACGAAAGUAAUACAACGAUUAGUGGCUUAAAUGCAUGUCAAGCGUAUCUGUUUACCGUCGAGCUGUUCGACGUGGAAGGGGAGAUAAAGUCGCGAGUGGUGAGAAGCGUAACCAUUCAAGAAGAAGUGAUUGGCAGUGUAACGAGCUUGCAGAUAAUCGAAAAUAACGCGGGCAUCCUGUGGUUGCGAUGGGAAGUUCCCGAUGAAUGGGUGUAUUGUGUAGGUUCUUAUCACGUGGAAGAGCGAUACUAUGACGCUACAAAACGAGGGGAGAUGUGGAACAGCAUUGAACUUACAGAACCGAACGCAACUGCCAUCCAGCUUAAAACCCCUCACAUUUGUCUACUAACGAAUGUCAGCGUCACACCGGUUUCGAAAACCAACAUUUCGGGAGCAACUUCCUACAUCGACCUUCGAGGUCCGGUUCAGCGGCUAGAAGUUCGGCAAAAUGCUUCCGAUUCAGUAACGAUCAGCUGGGAACCGCCACAGUUUGUAUCGAAAUGCAUUACCCACUACUUGGUCUUCAGGAAUGGCCUUUCGGAUCCUAUUGUAAAUACUACAUCCAGUCAAGUUUUAAUAUCUGAUCUGAAAUUAUGCAAGAAGUAUGUGUUUCAAGUUGUGCCCGUUAGUGAGAGUCAAACUACACAUUCGAGUUCGGAAGUUGGUGUCCUACUAGAAGAGCAUAUCUCCGCAGUUCGUUCAGUGUCGACUACAUUCAACCUUAUUCAAUGGGAGCCACCUAGUGAAGGAGCUGGGUGUGUCGCGCAAUACUUGAUUACCCAAACCGACCCGGAUUCCGGCAGGCUGUUGGUUAAUCGAACUGUCGAUACAAGACUGUACGAUUUAUCAGAAUUGGACACCAGGAAAGCAACUGACACAUGUACGGUGCCAACUAACGUUCGUAUAACUCCGAUAUCAAAAAGCGGAAUACUGGGUGAAUCACGAGAACUGGCGCCAAGGCUAGGUCCAGUCCGAAAUGUUACAAUCGAUGAUAGCGUUGAGCGACAGAUCGAACUCCGCUGGGAGCCACCGAGAUUAUGCGCACAAUUUGUCAAAGCAUAUCGGAUUACAUAUCUCGAGAAGGAAAUCAUAAAGGAUUCAACCGAAGAAACUUCCGUAACGGUUUUCGGGUUGGAUGCAUGUGUAAAAUAUGAUUUUAUGAUUACCGCGAUCAAUUGCGAUGACGUGGACGGAAAGGAACGGAAUGUUUCGGCUACCGUUAAGGAAGAAAAACCGAGCAUCGUAGAGGAUCUGGAAGCUUACGAGAUAGAACCGAGGUCAUUGUCUGCCAAAUGGAAACCACCAUUUGAGAAUGGAACACAUUGCGUCCUCUACUAUCGCGUUGUGGCGUGGGUUGGUGAUAAUAGGCACGUGUUCGACAACAAUACCACCGAUUUGCAUGUAACACUGGGUGAGGUGAUGGCGUGUGCAACCUAUACUGUACAAGUGAUUCCGGUCUCCAAAACCAUGGAUGGACUAAAUACUGCCGUUGAUAUCUUAACUAAAGAAAGAGUCAUCAUGAAGUACCACAUUCAAGCAGUUCGUUCGACAAAUCAAACGGCACGUAGUUUGGAGCUGCAAACCAGUCUGACCAGUGAGAACAAUAAUCUGUGCACUCUGGUGAUGGUACGGUUCAUCUGUCGAACUAAUGUCGUACCAGAGGGAGAAGAACCCAAAGUGUUCUGGGGUGACUCGCAGAUCUCGGAUCCGAAUGCGACGUACACAGCUGUCGUGGAAUCACUGGAACCAUUCACCGAGUAUAAUUGCACCGCAAGCAUCGAAAACAAUGCCGGCUAUUCGGAGGAAUCGACUGCAAUUGAGUUUCGAACGGAUGAAGAUUUUCCAGAAUAUCCUCGCAUAUUGAAUUUGAUCGGUGGAUAUCGCCAUAUGAACGUCAGUUGGGAAGCUCCUUUGGUGAAGAAUGGUGUCAUCACUCGGUAUCGGAUCCACAUCCGUUCGAGUGGUGCCGACUAUCCGAGGCCCAGUUACUGCGCAUUGCUGGACGAUUUUGAUGAAACAAUCGAUUAUCAUCUCGAUGAAAACAUAUCCGCAGUCACGGACUCGACCGAGCGGAACUUGAUUCAUACUGUAUUGAACUUGAGGCCCUUUGAAAAUUAUGUGGUACAGGUAGCGGCGGCAACUAAAGCCGGUCUCGGUCCAUACUCAGAAAUGGUAGGGCAGCGAACUCUACCAGCGCAACCUGAUUCUGUGUAUGAGAUUUCCGAAUACAAUGUCACCCUGCCAUCGGUGGAUGAACCCUACAAUUCGUCCGUAUUCGUUUCAUGGCUUCUACCAUGUCACCUAAACGGAAAUCUGCGCAGUUUUAUUGGUCAGUUUAUCGGUUUCAGAGCAGGUUUAGAGCAUACGCUUGACUGGAGUCUGACGAUAGCGGAUGGCGAUGUUGUAAGCGAAAAGUACACUUUCGUGGAGCAUCGGCUCGAACCGGAGUUUCGCUACAAUGUUUCCAUUGUGGUGUUCGUCAACGACGUAGCCAAUCACAGCGAUCCGAAAUUCCUUUCGUUUGAUUCCCCUGCCGGAAUACCCGUCAUCAAAGACGACGUAAACUGGGGCACUGUCGACGUUAUGGAGGCCCCUAAUCCGACCCAAACGGCUAAGAUAAUUUUAUCGCACAGCAUUUUCGAUUCGCACGUCGGAAACAUUCGGCAUGUUGCCCUCCUGCUGGCGGAGCGCCACUGCCAGGAGGAUCCGGUUCCGUGUCGGAAUCUGUCCACAGGCUGGCCUGACCUACGGUCCUGGUCCGAUGUGGCCGGCAUGCGGUGUAUUGCUCAGUAUCAAACGACUCCGCAGGAAUGGAGUCCUGUGCAGGUAGCUGGCGCGGAUCUUCAGGGCCGUGAACAAGAUCCGGUGGUCUACGUUAUUGGUAAUGAGACAUGCGACGAACGGGUAGGCUACUGUAAUGGACCAUUGAAACCCGGCACGGAGUAUGCAUUGAUUGUGAGAGUUUUCACUCAGAGCGGGUUUAGCGAUUCGCCGAUACAAUUUUUUCGAACAGACUCAUUAAUUCAGCUCACCGUUAUUGUUAGCAUAAUUUUCGUUUGCCUGUUGGUGGCGUUUAUUCUUGGGAUUGUGGUUCUGUGGCGCAGCCACAAACUGGUUGCAGCUGCGCAAGCCGCCGUUCGUUCGCCAAAUGACGAACCGUCCGAUAUUCCUCUGAAGAGUUUCUCCGGAAUCUACGAGGAGUUGAUACAGUCGAACAGGGAAAAAAUUACGAAGGAGUACCAGUCAAUCAACUAUUUUUCGGACCAAUUGCUCAACGAGACGGUUACGUUUUUCGUUGGGAAAGAAAAUGAAAAGAAGAAUCGAUACCUGGGAAUUAUACCGUACGAUGGCAACCGUGUGCUGCUGGACUACGACGACAUUGUGGGCGACGAAGAUGAGGAGGUGAACGAUUACAUUAACGCAUCGUUUAUCGAUGGGUACAAGUACCAGCGGGAGUACAUUGCGACGCAGGGACCGAAGAAGGAGACGAGUUUCGAUUUUUGGCGUAUGAUUUUGCAGUACGAAGUUGAAUCGAUAGUGAUGCUGACGCAAACGGUGGAAAACGAUAAGAUUAAAUGCUAUCAGUAUUUUCCGCGCUACAGCCAACAGGCGAGCUUCCGGGAUAUAACGAUCAAGUGCACGCAGGAGAUGAAUUUGACCUUCUAUCAGAAGCGUUUGCUAAUGGUUACGAGGGGAAACAUUCGUAGAGCAGUCUUCCAUUAUCACUUCCUCGUGUGGCCGGACCACGGGUGCCCCGCCAGUCCGACGGAUUUGAUUAAAUUCAUAAAAAUUGUACGAUCAGAGAGAAAGAACCUCGCCCUACCGGUCGUUGUUCACUGCAGUGCCGGAGUGGGUCGAACAGGGACACUGAUUGCACUGGACAUCAUCAUCCAGCGGAUACAGCAGGAGAAAAAAAUCAACAUCUACGACACGGUGAAACAGUUGCGCCGGCAGCGGGUGAAAAUGGUACAGACUUGUGAACAAUAUGCAUUUUUGUACCAAAGUUGUUUAGAAUAUACGACAAGAAAUGGCAGAAAGAAACCAAAGACCAGUAAUGAAGAGAUUAGUACCAGAAGCAGUUUGAGCAGCAGCGUACCGAACGGAAGUUUUCGGAAACCAAGGAUCAACAUUAAAUUUCCAAAAUAUGUUCAGAGCGGAAUUGCCAAUGUCAAAACCUAUGUACCGGACGACAUUGAGACCCGUUCCUAG